Molecule: messenger RNA, 195 nt
Organism: Pochonia chlamydosporia 170
Lineage: Eukaryota; Fungi; Ascomycota; Sordariomycetes; Hypocreales; Clavicipitaceae
Exons: 1
Coding region: 1-195 (64 amino acids)
Source: RefSeq, a predicted model, not a curated record
AUGCACUUGAGUACUGACAUUUGCAAGUGUGAUACGUCGGUACUCAGUAAUAAGUAUACCAGACACUUUCAUGUUACAGCUGAUGUGAUGAGCCGUGUCAGAGAGUGUGACCCCAGGAUGAGGAUGGACAAUGUCGAUAAUGCAGCCAGCCGAUUGAAUCGAUGGCAGUCCGCAGAACAAAGUUGUCAUGGCUAG